AUGCUUCCUAUAGACCUCAUUUCCCUGCCGUACCAAAUAGUGCUCGUCGACAACAGACAGUUGGACGGCAUUCUAAUGGCAAUUGAUGACCAGCGCAACUUGCUGCUUUCCGAUGUAUACGAGCAUUCAGGCUCGCAAACAAGACAUUUGGGUCUUGUGUCGGUGCCCAAGAACACCAUCAAGUCUGUGCUGGUGGACAAAAACGAGGAGCGCCAGUCAUGA
This is a messenger RNA of Ogataea polymorpha, 222 nucleotides long. RefSeq lists its product as uncharacterized. The transcript is spliced from 2 exons. Gene Ontology annotation, molecular function: RNA binding. The record is from RefSeq and is a predicted model, not a curated record. The coding region runs from base 1 to 222 and encodes 73 amino acids. NCBI's taxonomy places the organism in Eukaryota, Fungi, Ascomycota, Pichiomycetes, Pichiales, Pichiaceae.